Ostreococcus tauri is the source of this 1479-nucleotide messenger RNA. Its product is annotated as Mg2+ transporter protein, CorA-like/Zinc transport protein ZntB. The coding region runs from base 1 to 1479 and encodes 492 amino acids. The record is from RefSeq and is a predicted model, not a curated record. Gene Ontology annotation, cellular component: membrane. Gene Ontology annotation, biological process: magnesium ion transport; transmembrane transport. Lineage: Eukaryota; Viridiplantae; Chlorophyta; Mamiellophyceae; Mamiellales; Bathycoccaceae. The transcript has a single exon. Gene Ontology annotation, molecular function: magnesium ion transmembrane transporter activity.
AUGUCGACGCCGAUGGUAUUCGUCGCGCGCGUCGUCGCGUCCACGCCCGCGUCGACGCGUCGCGGGACGAGCGAAUGGCGAAUGAUUCAUCGCCGACGCGGUGGACGCGAACGAUCGCGCGACCGCGCUUCGGGGAGCGAUGGACGGCGCGGUGAUGGGACGCACGCGCGCGCGUGGCGUGGCGUUCGCGACGACGGCGCCGCGAGCGCGGUGCGGUGGACGGUGGACGCGGGCGGGGGGGCGACGGGAGUGAUGAGGCGCGCGGGACGCGGCGCGGGCGCGCGGCGCGGAGGACGAGGCGCGACGACGCGGGUGGCGAACGAUGCGGGCGAUCGAUCUGGGAUCGACCCGGGGGUGGAUGAGGGGACGGGCGUGCCGGGGACGGCGUCGUGGUUGUUCGAGGAGGAUAAGAAACGGGCGCGAAGCGGCGACGCGGAGGGCGCGCAGCGCGUGCGCGAAGGCGUGUCGACGUGGCACAAACAGGAGCGACACGCGGGGCAUUACUUGUCGAAACCGUACGCUGUCUAUCGCAUCAACGCCACGGGUGGACGAAUGCCGUAUAAGCAAAUAUUGACGCGUCGGGAGUUGCUCAGGGAUACGGAUCUGUCGCCGCGAGACUUGCGUCGAAUCGAUCCCACGCUCGGGCAGACGAACAACACGCCCGCGGUUAUCGUUCGCGAGGACUCCGUCUUGGUGAACCUCGGUGUGCGCAUCAUCAUUUGUGCCGAUCACGCCCUGAUCUUGGAGCCGGACACGAUGGCCUCGGUGAACUUCCUCGAGUCCUGGACGCAGCGCGUCCAGGCUGCCUCGAUGCCGGGCUCAAACGCGGACGGCAUGGAGGUGCUUCCGUUCGAGCUCGUCAUGGUCGAAGCCGCGCUUCAGGAGACGUGCGGGCAGUUAGAGAAUAGAUUAGAGCACUGCACGCGCAGAUACCGCUCGCUCGAGCGAAAGCUUCAAACGGGACUCGAGAGGACGACGUUUGAGGAGAUGCGUUUCAUGAAACAAGCCAUCGUGCAGCUCGAGUCGCACGCGUCCGCGGUGCGAGACGAAUUGCUCGAGACGCUCGACGACGAGGACGACGUGGAGCGCAUGACGCUCUCUUCGAAAGCCACGGGCGAGGCGAAGGAGGUCGAAGUCGAGGAGGUGGAAAACCUGCUCGAGUACUACGUGCAACAGACGGAAGCCGUGCACGGCGCCACCGAGGCGCUGCUCGAGAACACGAGAGAUCUCGACGAGUCCAUCUCCGUGACCUUGUCGGCGCGAAGACUCGAGGUGAGUAAGAUCGAACUCAUGCUCUCCAUCGCCAGCUUCGCCGCCGCCAUCGCCGCCGUCGUCACGGGCGUAUUCGGGAUGAACCUCACGUCGACGUUCGAGGCGAGCGUCGUCGCCUUUUACCUCACCACCUCCCUCUUGGUCACGGGAUGCGUCGGCAUCUCCGCCUGGCUCUAUCGUCUGUGCAGACGACGUAAUAUUUUAUAA